Macroventuria anomochaeta is the source of this 1743-nucleotide messenger RNA. RefSeq lists its product as uncharacterized. Gene Ontology annotation, molecular function: protein binding. The record is from RefSeq and is a predicted model, not a curated record. The transcript has 4 exons. Bases 148 to 1449 code for a protein of 433 amino acids. Lineage: Eukaryota; Fungi; Ascomycota; Dothideomycetes; Pleosporales; Didymellaceae.
CCCAUCGCUCCUGCCUCAUAUUAAGCGCCUUAUUUAUGACUUGAGCUGCACCUUCCCUCCCAAAACCUCUUGCCUUGCGCAUCUCAUACUCGAGUAUUCCUGUCGUCGCUGCUCCAUCUCUACCCCGCGCGCCGCCCAAAGCCCAACAUGGCUGCGCCCACUCCUCCUCACCCGCCUGUUUCCCCCGACUCAGGGCCUACAGACCCCAAUCUGCCAAAGUUGCCUGCGGGUUGGAUCGCCCAGUGGGACAACUCGAGUCGUAAGUACUACUACGUCCAGAUCAGCACCGGCGUCUCGCAAUGGGACCUGCCUACGAGCGAAGUGCCCAUCAGCGGAAGCCACCACGGCACGCCUGCGCAGAACACGAACCCUUACAACAAGCCUGCCGGCUCAGAUGGACCUGGAGAUGUUGGCGAUGGGUCGAGAGGUAUCGGCGGUGACGGACAGACCGGCGAUCGCUCGCUGGGUGGCUUCGCCAUGAAUGCGCUCAUGGGCAACAACAAGCAGAGCCACGGCAGCGGCGGGUCUAACAACCUCGUCGGUCAGCUUGCGGGCUCCUUCCUUGGCGGUGGGAAGCAGAACCACGGCAGCUCCGGAGGACAUGGUAGUGGUGGAUCCGGCAACCUCGUUGGUCAGUUGGCAGGAUCGCUGCUCGGCGGUGGAAAGCAGAGUGGCUCUGGAGGCCACGGCAACCAGUCGAGUGGUGGGCUCGGUGCGCUGGGUGGACUGCUCGGUGGUGGUAGCAGCAGCAACAACCAUGGUGGCAGCAAUCAGAGCCACGGCAACCAGUCAUCAAGCGGUGGUGGCCUUGGAGGCAUGAUCGGUGGCUUGAUGGGUGGUGGAUCGCAUAACAAGCCUUCCAACAACGACUUCGGCUACAGCCACGGCUCAGGCGCCUCCUCUGGCGGAACAUACACUGGCAGCGCACCGCCCACAUCAUACCAGCCCGGUGGCCAGCACAACAGCGGCCCUCAAAGUCAACACGGCUACGGCUCGCCCUCGCCUGCACAGCAACAAGGCGGUUACGGUGGUCAACAGCAGCACGGCGGUCAACAGCAGCACGGCGGUCAACAGCAGCACGGCGGUCAACAGCAGCACGGUGGUCCUCCAGGUCAGUACGGUGGAGGCCAACAGCACGGCCAGGACCAGUACGGCUCCCAGGCAGGAUACGGCGGCCAGCCGCUGCAGCAGCACGGAGCUUACGGACAACAAGGACCGGGUGGCUAUGGCACACAAGCUGGCUACGGAGGACCCGCCCACCAAGGCGGCGGUCAAGGCUACUACGGUGGCCCGCAAAACUACGACAACCACCAGCACAACCAGUACGGCGGCGUACCACAACAGUACCCUCCUCCUCCGGCCCAGGGCGGCGGCUACGGUGGCCAGCAAGGCGGUGGCUACGGCAGCCACCAGGGCGGACACCAAGGCCCAUCGCAGCCCGGAUGGUAGAAUGAUCGAGACUUCACGCAGCCCGGAGGGUAGCACCAUGAUCUGGACAUGCGCUUGAAGGAGGCUGAGAAGGAGGGGUUAACCGAUGAACUUGUCGAGAAAUGGAAACGACUUUGGGAGGCCCAGAGGGAGCGGGAGGACAUGUUCAUCGACAUGAUUGAUAAGGAAAUCGACGAAUACAAAAAGGGAAAGAAGAAUGCGGAGGUGAAGGAUUCACCUCUUAGAGGUCCCAGGAUGUUCGACGGAUAGUGCUUACGAGUUGUUAGAAGGUACAGGUGCAUUGCGAGACCAGGA